This is a messenger RNA of Penicillium odoratum, 795 nucleotides long. Its product is annotated as A4/G1 family peptidase. Bases 1 to 795 code for a protein of 264 amino acids. Gene Ontology annotation, molecular function: glutamic-type endopeptidase activity. NCBI's taxonomy places the organism in Eukaryota, Fungi, Ascomycota, Eurotiomycetes, Eurotiales, Aspergillaceae. The transcript has a single exon. Gene Ontology annotation, biological process: proteolysis. The record is from RefSeq and is a predicted model, not a curated record.
AUGAAGUUCUCUACCGCAGUCUUGGGCAGCGCCCUCCUCGCCAGCGCCUUCGCUGCUCCCUUGACCUCCAAGCGUCAGGCUCGCCGUGCCUCACGCCAGCGCCAGAGCAACCCGCCUUUCAAGGCCGGCACUACCGAGGUCGUGACUCUCAAGAACACUACUGAGGUCGAGUACAGCUCUAACUGGGCUGGUGCCGUCCUCAUCGGUACUGGCUACACUGCCGUCACUGCUGAGUUCACCGUCCCCACCCCCAGUGUUCCCAGCGGUGGCUCCAGCAACGAGCAGUACUGCGCCUCCGCCUGGGUCGGUAUUGAUGGCGAUACCUGCGACACUGCCAUCCUGCAGACCGGUGUCGACUUCUGUAUCCAGGGAAGCACCGUCUCGUACGAUGCUUGGUACGAGUGGUACCCCGACUAUGCCUACGACUUUGACCUCACCAUCGCCUCUGGCGAUGUCAUCAAGGUCACUGUGGAUGCCACCUCCAAGACUGCCGGUACCGCUACUGUUGACAACGUCACCACCGGCAAGUCUGUCACCCACACCUUCUCUGGUGGCGUUGAUGGCGACCUUUGCGAGUACAAUGCCGAGUGGAUUGUCGAGGACUUCGAGGAGGAUGACGAGCUCGUUCCCUUCGCCGACUUCGGCACUGUUACCUUCUCCAGCGCUUCUGCCACAGAUGGCAGCAAGAGCGUCGGUCCUUCCGGUGCCACUAUCAUCGACAUUGAGAGCGACAGCGGUACCGUCCUGACCUCUGUCACUACCUCCUCCAGCAGUGUCGUCGUCAAGUACGUUUAA